Messenger RNA from Cuscuta epithymum, 1250 nucleotides. Lineage: Eukaryota; Viridiplantae; Streptophyta; Magnoliopsida; Solanales; Convolvulaceae. The record is from the annotation of a GenBank genome assembly.
GAUUGACCCGUGGUUACCUGACCCGAAUCAGCCAAUGGUUAUUACAUCCCCGGUUGAAGGUCUUCAGGAGGCGUGUGUUAGGAAUCUCUUGUGCGAAUCAGGGAAAGAGUGGGACAGGGAUAUUCUUAGUGAUUUAUUCGAGUCCAGGGAUGUUCAAUUAAUUCAAAGCAUUCCUAUUAGUUAUCGGUCUAUUCCGGAUAAAAUUUGCUGGAGAUGGGAAUCAAACGGACAUUUCUCUCUUCGUAGCUGUUACUGGCAGUUGGUUGGAGAGUUUAACUCUCCGAGUUGGCUUGGUUGGACUUUUGUUUGGAGGUGGAAGUUGCCUCCAAAGAUUAAACUUUUCUUUUGGCAGCUCUGCUGCGGGCUAUUGCCGACGAGGGUGAAUUUGAGGUCCCGAGGGGUGGACUGUGUCAUGGAAUAUGGGCUGUGUGGAGAGGAAGUAGAGUCGUCGAGCCAUCUUUUUGUCAAGUGCCCGAUUUCAAAAGAGGCAUGGAAGGAGAUUGGCUGGGCUUGGGCGAGCUGCUCAGACGAUGAUCUCUUGGGGGUGGUGAAGGCAGAAUUCCAGACACGAACGGAGAAGGAAUUGCACAAGAUGGUUUGGGGGUUCUAGGGGCUGUGGGGUGAAAGAAAUAAUAGAGUAUGGAAUGGGGUUCGGAGGGAUCCAAAAUAUAUUUUGUUAAAAACUAAAAUUUUUGUUACAUGAUGGGAAAAUGUUCAAAUUGCAGCUGGUUCACGUGAAGGCAGCAGGAGGAAGGCACGGACAAGCUGGAGCAGACCAAAUGCAAGGCGGGUAAAGCUGAACAUUGAUGCCGCUGUUCGUUCUCAUAUGUGUGGGUGGGGCUGGGUUCUUCGGAAUGAAAAUGGAGAGUUCCUAGCGGCUGCAACAAAGGCGUGGCAGGGGGUUCUAUCGCCCUGGGAAGCUGAAUUGAUUGGCAUUAGGGAGGCACUCAGUUGGACAAAGGAGAAAGGGUGGGAUUUUAUUGAUGUGGAAUCGGAUGCUUUAAGAGCAGUGGCGGAGAUUCAAAGCGGUUCGAGUGUUGAUGCAGCAGGCAUGGUAGCGGAAGACAUACGUGAUAUUAGCUCAAGGAUGUUGAACGUUUCCUUUGGUCAUGUUAGACGAUCUGCGAACAUGGUAGCUCAUGAGCUCGCUCAAGCUGCGUGUUCUACGUCUGAUUGUCGUUCUUGGAUUGAUGUUCCUCCUAAUUUUAUUACUCAUGUAUUGCACAAUGAUUUAAUUAAUGAUAAUUAAA